Messenger RNA from Alternaria alternata, 1249 nucleotides. RefSeq lists its product as hypothetical. Gene Ontology annotation, molecular function: protein binding. Lineage: Eukaryota; Fungi; Ascomycota; Dothideomycetes; Pleosporales; Pleosporaceae. The record is from RefSeq and is a predicted model, not a curated record. The coding region runs from base 130 to 894 and encodes 254 amino acids. Gene Ontology annotation, biological process: proteasome-mediated ubiquitin-dependent protein catabolic process. Gene Ontology annotation, cellular component: cytoplasm; nucleus. The transcript has 4 exons.
GAACUCACAAACUUUCUCUCAUCACGCACCAAGUUUUGCGUGACUGCCAGCACACUCGACCAACGGUCGGGCAGCUCUAUCUUUCGCUGAUGGACGUCGGCUGAGGCUUGCUGAGCGCCUCGCUUCACCAUGAGCUCAUCCACAGUAUCUGUGUCGGCGGCUACGCCAACGCAGCAUCCUUUCCAGAGGAAGAUUGAUGACAUCAAGCCGUCUAAGACGGAUAUCAACUUCGUCAUCAUGGACUACCUGGUUAGCGAAGGCUAUCCUAGAGCUGCUGAAAAGUUUGCCAAGGAAGCCAACAUCCAGCUGCCUCUUGAGGAGGAGUCCAUUCAGUCCCGCGUAGAAAUACGUCGGUCUAUCCAUGCUGGCGAUAUUGAUAAUGCCAUUACCAAGAUCAAUGAUCUGAACCCUCAGAUCUUAGAUACAGACCCAUCUUUGCACUUUGCACUGUUGCGACUACAGCUCAUUGAGCUCAUUCGCGCAUGCACGUCGUCUUCCACCUCCGAUAUCACACCCGCGCUUAAUUUCGCUUCGUCUCAGCUCGCUCCCCGCGCAGCUACGAACAAUGAUUUCUUGAAAGACCUUGAACUUACCAUGUCGUUACUCAUCUUCCUUCCUGCCGCCCCCGGGACACUACAGAAGGAGCUCAACGAGCUACUGGAGCCUUCGCUUCGUCGCAAUGUUGCCAGCAAGGUCAAUGAGGCAAUACUCACUAGCAUGGGAGCACAUGGAGAAUCCCGCAUGAGGAGCCUGGUGCGUCUACGGCAGUGGGCAGAGACUAAGGCUCGAGCUGCUCAAAAGGAUAUCCCUCCCGCGUUACCUCUUGGCUUGCAGGACGCCGAUGAGCGUUCGGCUAAUGGGAAUGGCGAGGCUGCCGACGUCAUGGUGCAGUAGAGGUGUGAUCGCACCUGGCGUACGCGUUCUGUUCAAGCUUUUGCGCGCCUCAAUAUGUGCUGUAACGUUGUCCGUGACUAAAUACUUGCAAGCCUUCGAUUUGGCUAUGAUACCACAAUGAACUUUAUGAUGCUCUUGUCCCUACACUCCGGCUCCUCUGUGCCUUGCUAUUGGCUAUGUAUUACUCCGUGAAAACCUUGUAUCCGUUUGUAUAAUGAGACUAUCGUCUCGAAGCUCGAGUCGAGUCCAAGGUAUGCAGCGUAGUCACGACAGAGGGCUGCAUUAGGCCUGGUCCCAGACUUCACCAGGCAUCGCAUCGAGCUCUCGCAUCCAGCCCAGGAGAAGUCAUGAAGGU